AUGUCGCACCUCCCCUACGCUUGGACCGAUUCAUUCAGCGGUAUGUAUCCGUCGUUGUCGACAUUGUUUGGCGUGGAUGCAGGCAGGAACGAGGCGCGGGACAGCCCCACGACUUUUCGCCAACCACACAGAGGAGCCGAAAACGUCAGCGCGACACCUUUUCACCACCACGCCGUCGACCACAUGGCGAGACAGCACCCGCCCGGACCAUCGUUGCUGUCGUCGGCGUCGGCUGAGGGAUCCGCGACGUCAAAGGGUCUUGCGUAUGCACCUUCGACAGUUUCCAUGGCCGGGCCCGAACACGGAGGAGGAUGUUUUCUGUCGGCGCCAUGCGACAAGCCCGAUUGCGACGAAGCCACUAUUUGCUACGACUAUUCUCUACCGCACUAUGCCGACCUCCACUGCGCCCAGGAUGCCUUCAAUUGUCCUGAAGCCUUUGACUGCGGCGAGACGAACUGCAAUGCCGCCGACUGGCUAUGCACCGACCUAAACUGCCACGAACCCGGAUGCGAUCAAGAACACGCUCGAGAAUGCACCCCUGCUUGUGCCGCCGCUACAGUCUCUUGCUCUGACCCGACUUGUAACGAAGACCAUCUCUACUGCUGUCUCUCGGAUGUCUGUCCUCGUCCUCAUCCUCCUGGCACAGAGUGUCCUCAACCGCAAUGCCACGAUCAACACAUCCCUACGACCAUCUGUCACCCUGGUCCUGCUGUUGCAUGCACACAACCGUAUGGCUACAAGACCUCCUCUACCGCUGCUACCAGCCAAGAUACAAUGUCGACAAGCACCAUAAGCACCCCAACGACAGACUCGAUCCCCACACCAGACAAUUUCCUCUCCCUGAUAGAGGCUGCUUCAUUGCUUCCUCCUGUGGGAUACAACUUCCCUACCUCAAGUGCCUAUCCACCACGAAAGCGCAUGCGACUAGACGAAUCCACCUCCUAUCAGGACUUCAACGCACCAUACUACACACCAAAUGAUUACUGGCAACAAGACCUGUCACAAAGCUUCUCAUCAUCACAAUUCCCUUCGGCAAGUCAACCCAUCACCGCAAGCGCUUCGCCUGCCGUCCAGACAAAGGUCCGCCAAGAAAAGGCUUCGAGAGAUUUGGAUGAUAUUGCCAUGUGCAGGUGGAAUGAUGAAGUCACUGGUCCUUGUAAUCGUGUCUUUGCUACCAUCGAGGAUUUGCACAACCACGUCAAAGAUCAUACUUGCACUUUGGUGCCUUCGAAAACGCCUAACCGCACAUUUGUUUGUCGCUGGGAAGGCUGUGAAAAGGAUGCACCAUUUGGUACCAAGAAUCAUCUCGACCGACACAUGCAAAACCACACUCGCUUCAAGCCAUUUGCCUGCAACAUUUGCGGCCACCGUUGCGUCACUCAGCAGCAACUGAACAACCACCUAACGACACACUCACGGGAGAAGAAGUUCAAGUGCGACUUCCCUGGCUGCGGCAAAGUCUUUGGAGUCAAGACAGCGCUAUCAACACACAAGCGCACCCACACCAACGAGAAGCCUUUCUCGUGCCGUUGGUGCGGUGACAGCUACUCAGACAGCUCAAAUCUGUCGAAACACCGCAAGACUGUUCACGAAGACGACAAGACCGCCAUCCCUUGCCCGCAUCCAGGCUGUGAAUACCGCGACUCCCGUGCACAACGGCUUGAGCGUCACUGCCGUGAUACCGGGCACGGUUUAUCUCUGCUCGGGGACGCACACAAGUGGAGCGAGUAUACCAGAAAAAAGCAGGUCAGGAGUCGCACUGCAAGUGUCGCCCCUAGCGUUGCAUGA
Messenger RNA from Aureobasidium pullulans EXF-150, 1788 nucleotides. RefSeq lists its product as uncharacterized. Gene Ontology annotation, molecular function: RNA polymerase II cis-regulatory region sequence-specific DNA binding; DNA-binding transcription factor activity, RNA polymerase II-specific. The transcript is spliced from 4 exons. NCBI's taxonomy places the organism in Eukaryota, Fungi, Ascomycota, Dothideomycetes, Dothideales, Saccotheciaceae. Bases 1 to 1788 code for a protein of 595 amino acids. The record is from RefSeq and is a predicted model, not a curated record. Gene Ontology annotation, cellular component: nucleus. Gene Ontology annotation, biological process: regulation of transcription by RNA polymerase II.